This is a messenger RNA of Punica granatum (pomegranate), 1935 nucleotides long. NCBI's taxonomy places the organism in Eukaryota, Viridiplantae, Streptophyta, Magnoliopsida, Myrtales, Lythraceae. The record is from RefSeq and is a predicted model, not a curated record.
CCGUCUCCCGGAACAUGGGAACAAACAAAGAACAUCUUUGUCCUACUCCCCUCUCCUCGCAGUUCUCCCUCAAAAUCGAUCCUUUUCUCGAGGAAAUCAGUCUCCCCUCUCUCUCUGUGACCCAGGUCUUCGAUUCCUACAAAUCUUGAUGAUACCCGGUUUCCAAGUUUCGAUUUUUCCUCUCUGAAUCCCUUAAUUAACUUCCUUCUUCUGGUCUGUAACUUCGAUGGGUGUAAUUGUUUUAGGUCUGGUAGCUCGCCUAUGGAUAUUCAUGAUCUUUUGGGAGACUCUAGACCCGCAAGUCUUCCUACAAAGAGUGCAAUUUACGUCUGGGGAUACAAUCAAUGUGGGCAGACUGGCAGGAAUGAGAAAGAGUGUCAGUUGAGGAUCCCCAAGCAGCUGCCACCCGAGCUUUUCGGGUGCCCUGCAGGGCAGAAUUCACGGUGGCUGGAUAUUGCUUGCGGCCGUGAGCAUACAGCUGCUGUGGCGUCUGAUGGGUCUCUCUUUACUUGGGGGGCUAAUGAUUUUGGGCAACUGGGAGAUGGAACAGAGGAGAGGAGAAAGUACCCAAAGAAAGUAAAUCAAUUGCAGACAGAAUUUGUGAAAUCAGUGUCCUGUGGAGCACAUUGCACUGCUGCUAUUGCAGAACCUUGUGACAAUGAUAGAACAGUCCCAAGAAGCAGGCUGUGGGUUUGGGGCCAGAAUCAGGGGUCGGACUUCCCUCGUCUAUUUUGGGGGGCCUUUACUCCGGACACGGUCGUUCGUGAAGUGUCUUGUGGGGCAGUCCAUGUGGUGGCUUUAUCAGAAGGAGGCUUGCUUCAAGCUUGGGGCUACAAUGAGUAUGGCCAGCUCGGGAGGGGUAUCACGUGUGAAGGACUGCAGGGGGCCCGUGUAAUAAAUGCAUACGGAAAGUUUCUUGAUGAAGCCCCUGAGCUCGUGAAGAUUGCCCGAGUCUCAUGUGGGGAGUACCACACGGCUGCUAUAUCAGAUAAAGGAGAGGUUUACACAUGGGGCCUGGGAAGCAUGGGGCAGCUUGGACAUUGUUCUCUCCAAUACGGGGACAAGGAGCUGUUGCCGAGACGUGUGGCCGCCCUCGAUGGGGUUGUCAUAAAUGACGUUUCCUGUGGUGGGGUCCACACCUGUGCUGUCACCGAGCUUGGUGCUCUCUAUGCCUGGGGCGGUGGGCAGGCCGGGCAGUUGGGCCUCGGGCCCCAAGGUGGGUUCUUCUCAUGCGCUCCCAAUGAGUCUGACCCUUUGCUCAGGAAUAUUCCUGUUCUGGUCAUUCCAAAGGGUGUGAAACUCGUGGCUUGUGGGCACUCCCACACCCUUAUCUGCACUAAGGAUGGUAGGAUUCAUGGGUGGGGCUAUAACAGCUAUGGGCAAGCAGCCAAUGAGAAGUCUACUUAUGCCUGGUACCCGUCUCCAGUCGACUGGUAUGUUGGGGAGGUCCGGAAGUUGGCGGCUGGAGGGGGCCACUCUGCUGUCUUGACUGAUGCUUGCUCUCUGAAGGAGCUGUGCGAGUUUAUGCUGGCAGAUUCAGUUACUUUGUCCAAUGCCUCUCAAAUUGAGGAUGUGGCAUCCCGAACUGGAUCAGAUGCAUUAGCUCGCCUCUGUGAAAGAUGGAGGGAGUAUCUGCUUGAGGGGGCCAAUUGUGAAUAUGAACAUAACGAGAUUGUAGCUAAAAAGUGAUUAUAACUCAGGUAUCAGUUAGGCCAUCAUUCUUCAUGUGUGAUUGGCUGAGGUCAGUUGGGUCCCGAAAAUUAGUCAUAUACCACACUCAUUCAUAUUACAGAUUAGUCCAUUGUUGUGUCGAGGAAACUGUGGUGUAAAUGUGUAAUUCCUGUUGUUAAGUUGGUCCCGAAGAUGAACUGAAACUGAACUAAGGCUGUGAUGAUCUGACAAAACUCGCAAUUGAGGAAUAAAUAUUAUUCAUUA